AGACGAAGCCGAGCAACAAACGCGUGCAGAGAAAAAAAUAAACAAAAAAAAAAAUGAAAAUUUUUCGUAAGAUUAAACGCAGCUUGAAAGGAUUGGGCAACGGCGUGGAGUGCACAAUGCUGGCGCUGCUGCUGCUGGAGUCGGUGCUGCCGGCGCUGGCAGCGCCCGCAGCCGAACAAUUGGAUAUUCAGGGACGCAUCAUCUCGGGCCAGCGCGCAGCGGCCGGACAGUUUCCAUGGCAGGUGAUACUGAAGCGCGACGAAUGGGACGAUCUGCUGUGCGGCGGCUCGAUCAUCUCGAGCAAUUGGGUGCUAACAGCCGGCCAUUGUGCCUAUGGCCGGGAUUCGCUAUAUCUGGUCUUUGGCACCGUCGAGCUGAACGCGGAGCAGGCGCUAAAUAUGACGGGCACCGAGCUGUUUGUGCAUCCCAAUUACAAUGACAAGAUGAACAACGAUGUGGCCCUGGUGCAGCUGCCCCAGCCGCUAAUCUUCUCCAGCAGCGUACAGCCCAUACAGCUGGUGUCCAGCUCGCAGGCGGGCAACAGCUAUGUGGGCAGCCAGGCGACCAUUGCGGGCUUCGGCCUGAUCGAUGACGAGUAUCUGGACUAUUCGCAGCAGCUGCUGUACGCCCAGGUGCAGAUAAUUGCCAACGACAAGUGCCUGACCAUAUUCGGCGCCGGCGUUGUGCUCGACUCCACCAUCUGCGCGGAGGGCUAUGCGGGCAGCAACAUGUCCACCUGCAGCGGCGACUCCGGCGGACCGCUCAUCGUGUACAACAGCAAUCUUGGCGCCUGGAUACAGAUUGGCAUCAAUUCGUUUGUGGCCGAGGAUCAGUGCACCGCCGGCUAUCCGUCGGGCUAUGUGCGCAUCACUUCGUUCCUUGACUAUAUCGCGGAGACGACGGGCCUGACACUCAGCUAAAGCUAAAGAUUCCUUGCAUGAGAUAAAUUGUUUUUGCUUCUGUUCUAUUUUUGAUCCAUUUCCUUCUGUUUCGCAAAUAAAGCGCAAAUGUUCCACUCGAAUAAACCAAAAA
Molecule: messenger RNA, 1032 nt
Organism: Drosophila virilis
Lineage: Eukaryota; Metazoa; Arthropoda; Insecta; Diptera; Drosophilidae
Product: brachyurin
Biological process (GO): proteolysis
Molecular function (GO): serine-type endopeptidase activity
Source: RefSeq, a predicted model, not a curated record